Messenger RNA from Trichobilharzia szidati, 1158 nucleotides. The record is from the annotation of a GenBank genome assembly. Lineage: Eukaryota; Metazoa; Platyhelminthes; Trematoda; Strigeidida; Schistosomatidae.
UUUUGUUUUUUCAACGCUGUUGAUGUAGUUUCAUCUGGGUCAUUCAUCAUGGAUAGUGUUAAUUCAUUUAAUUUGCCCAUACAUUAUUUUUACGGCUAAAGCACAAAUUCUAGUCAACAAUUGAACACUAAUUAUAAGGUGUUUAUUAAGAUUAACAAUAGCAUUACAUAUACCAUAACUUCAAUGAACGAAUGUUCGAUUUUUCUCAGUAUUUUUGUAUUUAUUGUGUACAUUAUAACAAUGUUAUGCUCGUUGUUUGGCAAUACAGUAGCAAUCUACAUAUUUUUACGCAAGCGUAAAAGUUCGGGCAAUCAUUGUCAUCCAACCAUACGACGACUGACCGGCACUGAAAGAAAUAUUACUUCGCAUCAUGAAGAGCAUCUGCAAAAUCAGACACAAUCAGAUCCUGAAAAUCACAACUUUCCUGAUGUAUUUGUCUCUUCAAAUAACCGUGAUUAUAACAGUUCAAUGAAAAAGCAUGUUGAUAAUUCAGUUGAAAAGGCACAGAAACGCUUACGUUUUACUAUACGUAACACAUAUCAGAAGCGUACAUUUAAUGUGAAUCCAUCAUUUGAUUAUUAUUUGGCGAGUUUAGCAAUAUCUGACUUUUUUAUGGGUGUUUUCUGCAUUCCAUUCACAUUCACACAAAUUUACUUACAUUACUGGCCUUUCCCUGAUUUGAUGUGUCCAAUAGUUGUCUACGUACAAUUAGUUAUGGUUACAGCAUCAUCCUUGACAAACACAGCUAUUAGUGUAAAUCGUUUAUUUGGUAUUGUUGGUUCACUUAAUACUGAUCACUGGCAUAGUAGACAUCAACAAUCAUUCACAAUUGGUAUAAUAAUAUGUAUAUGGACGAUUGCCUUCACUGGCAGUACUGUACAGUUAUUCGCCACGAGAACGGAUAUACAACAGCAAAAUCAAACUCAGUCUGUUGAUAUUAAGCUAUGCCAAGAGUCGUGGGAUGGUGAUGAGUACAAACGCUCCAUUUACACAAUUGUACUAUUUUUAGUAAUAUACGUGAUACCACUUGGAAUACAGAUCUCAACUUAUGGAUAUAUAGCUUUUAGACUAUGGAAUCGCAUAACACCUGGUGAACAAAUUAAAUGUGUAGAGGAUGUAAGACUUAAAGAGAAAAAGCGUGUAAGUUUGCUUUGUUGA